AAAAGAGAAAAAGAAAGAAAAGAAAGUCAGACAUCGUCAAAGUUUAAACAUGGAUUUUAAAUCUUUUCUCACUGCCAAAAAACCUAGACGGUCAAACAGAUUAGAGAUGAAAAAAAUAGAAAAUACAGUGAAGCAUAGACAUUUAGGUUAUUUUGACAUAUUGCCUUUGGAACUGAAGUUUCAUCUUUUAACAUAUCUUUCAGUCGAUGACUUAAGUAUAUUAACAAUUACAUCAAAAGCCAUGCGAAAUCUCAUCGAUGGAUUCAAGACUACCAGACCAUCUGGCAGACAUUUACUUCCAAAUCCAUUCCACCAUGAAAUUCUAACUCAAUCAGAGAAAGACGAAUAUUAUUACAGAUUUAAACAGUUAGGUUUACUUAUGAAACGGUCAACUUGCCUGUAUGCCACAAAAGAUAGAUUGAAGUUUGUGAAUGACUUCCUUAUGCGGAUUAUAUGUACGAAUUCCAAGAAGUGUGAGAACCCUUUGAAUUGUAUUGCUUUGAUAUGCUUUGGAAAGUUUCUUCACACCGUGGUUGCUGGAUGGGAUGAUUCUGAAUGUCAAAGAGCAUUUGAUUCUAUAUGUUUACAUACUGGUGCUUUGAGAAAUGUUAGCACAAUCCUGAAUUCUAAACCAGGUUUGCAUAGUAAAAUGGAAUGUGAUGCACGUUUGUUUUUCCGGCGAGUUUUCCUAGAUCACUGUGAAUUUGUUACGACCAGAUCCUUUUGGUUAUCUUGUAUCUUUAAAUCAUGGCCUAUGGUGCACCAAGCAAAGUUGUUAUAUUUACUAUAUGGACCAGCAUCACAAAAUGAAAUUCUAUGGUUUGAAAUGUGUGAUAAUACAUCAGAAAAUUGUGAAGAGUCAGUGCAAAAUCUUGGUAAUAUGGCCAAUGCUAUUCAUUGUCUGUAUCACUAUAAUGAGAAAUGGACCAAUGACAAUGCUGUCAGUGUAGUUGAUGAACUUACAAGUUUUCCUGAUCAGUGGUUAAGCGAGAACAUUGCCAACUUGAUGUUGCUUUGUGGAGAUGGUAUAGCAUCGAGAAUGUUAAUAAGUAAAGCUAUUAAUGGACGAAUUCCUGAACUUUCAGAACUGAUGUCUUCUUUUUGUACAGUUUGUGUUAAAAAUAAUUUCAAUAUCAACUAUGUUGUAUCAUCAUUGUGGAGAAUAUUAGAAGUUAUGAAUCAACCAAAAGAUAGAAUUAUGUUGCUAAAUACAAUGAUGGACAUGUAUCAAAGACUAAUAAUGGACCUACAUUUAUAUAAUGAUCCAGAAGUUGAUCCACAGAAUGAAAUAUACUAUGCCGUGAGUGCAAUUACUGAACUAACUAAAACAUUACUGACGAUAACCUUCAAAAAACUUCUUCCUGAAUGAGCCACCCAAUAUAUAAAUACAGAUAUAUAUACAACCAUAUAUAUAUAUAUAUACACACACACACAGACCCACAUACAUGAAUGAUACACACAACUUUCUUCAUACCAUUUCAGAGUUUCUGCUUUUAAAUUGCUCUAGCUGUUUAGACUGUGAUAUUUACUUAUUUAUUUUUAAUGUGGAUGUCUUUCAUUUAUUAGUGGCUUUGUUAAUUGCUUCUAAAUUUUCUGAGUGAAUUGAAAUUAAUAAUAAUAUUUUUGGAAAAGUUGCAGCAAUCUUAAGUAAGAGCUGCAAUACCAAUCUUUUACU
Molecule: messenger RNA, 1675 nt
Organism: Octopus sinensis (East Asian common octopus)
Lineage: Eukaryota; Metazoa; Mollusca; Cephalopoda; Octopoda; Octopodidae
Product: F-box only protein 47-like
Exons: 10
Coding region: 50-1369 (439 amino acids)
Molecular function (GO): protein binding
Source: RefSeq, a predicted model, not a curated record